CCAACUGUUGUUGCCACUAUUUGUUUACUAAAUACAUAAAUGGAAUGUCUACAGGAGACUUAGGUGUAAACGUGCGCCUGCACAAACUGGGUUCAAAAUUCGAUGGCGAAUUUCCCCACUUUAGCCGGCCCGACCCAAUUGGCUUUUACAGCGUCGAUGAGGCAGGCGAGUUUCAGGACAAUGCCAGCAAUCUGACCUACCUACGCCUGCCACACAUAAGCUCUCUGCCAUUGGACCUCAAUGCUGGCAUUGAAAAGGUGCAGCGCAAGCGCAUUGAUUCAGAUUACCGCGACAUUUUCCAGCUUUGCCAGUAUAUCUAUAACCAUCAGGAGCUAUUGCGGAAAUCGUCUACUGGUUGCCUGGUGUUAUCUGCCGACUUCGUUACCUUGCGCGGCAUUCUGCGCCAGAUUAUGUGCACACCAUACGAAAUAAACGGCGACUAUCGGCUAAUGGCCACACGAUUGAACGGCACCAUUUACAUAUCCAAGAUGCAAACCGACGAGCACAUCAAACGGGAGCAGUUGAGCAGGAAGAUGAAGAACAUGUGCUCUUGGGGCUUCAAGUUUGAGCAGUACUGUUCAACAUCUAAUCCCGCAGUCGCGCCCGAUACAAACGAGCCAGUUAAUGAAGCCAAGGAGUUCGCAUGCAUUUUCCGUAGCAAAUUAAACGGAUUACGCCUGAUGUACUGCGCUGAAAUGGAUUGCAUUAAGAGCGACGUUCAGAUGAACUUGAGCGACCCAAAACAAUUGCGAGCUGCCGAGUUUAUCGAGCUGAAGACAACAACGAACAAAAUGAAUGGUUACUGUCGAAGCUUAUUCAACAACUACAAGUCAUGCAAUUGGUGGAGCCAGUCAUUUCUAGUUGGCAUUGCUACAAUUAUUGCAGGCAAGCGCGACAACAAGGGGCUGACCCAUGUCAUCCAAGAAUAUAGCGUGGGCGAAUUGCAUCGGAAUAAGCCAUGGAGCGCAGCUGCGAUGACCAUAUUCCUCUCCGACUUUCUACAUGCACUCAAGACGUUAAUGGAGCACAUUGACGAUCCGCACGCUGUUCUCAUGCUGGAAUAUAAAGAUAAUCAGAAAAAAGUUAUGUACACGGUGAUAGAAGACGAGCCAUUAUUACCCGAGUGGUAUCGCCAACUGAUGCACGGAAAGAAAUAGACCUAAGCGAGGUUUUCUUUAGUAUAAUUGCAGUGUAAAAGAGUAGAUAUAUAUAUGUAUACUGACGUAA
Molecule: messenger RNA, 1227 nt
Organism: Drosophila grimshawi
Lineage: Eukaryota; Metazoa; Arthropoda; Insecta; Diptera; Drosophilidae
Gene: Rai1
Product: decapping nuclease DXO homolog
Exons: 3
Coding region: 45-1157 (370 amino acids)
Biological process (GO): nuclear-transcribed mRNA catabolic process; NAD-cap decapping
Cellular component (GO): cytosol; nucleus
Molecular function (GO): mRNA 5'-diphosphatase activity
Source: RefSeq, a predicted model, not a curated record